AGAAGAGUGAUAAGUGAACACUGACUGUCAGAUUCUAUAGUAAGAAUCCUUUUUAAGGUCUCUCACCUGAAGAUCUAGGUGAAAGGGCUUUGGCAAUGAGCCUGACCCUCAGGUUUAUAGCCUCUUUGGUCCUUACCUCUUGGCUGCAACAAGAAAGGUAAGACGAUAUCUCUUACUUCAGUCUAUCAUUUUAUAAGGGGGACUAAGCAAUGGUCUGGAUGAGUCAGUGAAAAUCAAUUGCAAUGAUGGAAAACCCAUCUAAGAAAAAAUGUCCUAGAGCCAGUGAGUCAGAGCCAGCCCCUCUGCACAUGAAAGAUUUCAGUCUGUGUUUAUUGACACAGAGGGUGGUUUUAAUUACCCUGAAGGAAUUUCUGGCAUGUUUUGCCAAAGCCAGUUUUAAAAUGUUUAAUCAGUGGAUUAGUGACUAUCGGACCUACUGGAGAGGUCUGCGCAUGGGGCAGCUGGGCAAGUGUAGUGUAUUGCAAUGAGGCUGUUAGUGACAGAGUAUGGGUACAUUUUGUCAGAGAAACAUGGGAGAAUACUACCAUCCACUCAUGAGACGAUCUUGGCUUUAGAAAGUGUGGUGUGUUUUCUGUGUCAAAGGCUUGAUUUCCUUCCUUGGUUUCAUGAUCUAAGCAACCUCAUGACCUCUGUUUUUGGUAUACUGAAAAGGGAACGUGGGUAAGAUGGUCUAGAGCCAGAGUUUGAGUGAUUAAUCAAGCAAUCAGUUCAAGCCACAACUAGCAACUUGAAAGAGUGAAUAUGUUUUUCUAAAUUUGAUAGGCCCAGGGAGAAUGUAUACUUAAAAUAGCAUGAUUGCUUUUGUUUUACCUAUUUGUGUGGACCUAUAAAACAUUUCAAGAUGAGAGCUGUAAAAGGAAAAGCAGAAUGGUGGUGUCACAUCACAAAGCAAUUUUAAUCUGCUAGAUACCUUGAGAGGAAACCAUAGACCAAGAUAAAGGUAAAAUCACUAGAAAAAAAAUUGUUUUCCUGAUUUUUGUGUCUUUGCUCUUAUAUCUUUUGGUUGAAUCUCUCCAUUAAGAUGUAAAAAUACUUAAUAGUGCUAAAUACCAUAUUUUCUUCAUCUCUUCAAGGUAAACUUCAGAUAGAAUUUCUCUUUUUUCCUUACACAAAACUGUCUUUCAUACUACCUCCUUUCCCUGAUGUUUUAAUCUACAGAUAGGCCACAUUCUACUCUCUAAUGUAGACAAGCAAGAGACUUGGUACCUUGAAAUUUGAAUAGAAACCCAAAGGCAUCUUUGCUACAUUGAGCCCAUGUUGUUGAGCUGCUAUUUAUGUACUGUUCAUUUACAUGGUAGUUUAGUGAUAUUCCUCGUUGCUUUCACAGAAAGGUUUCUCAGGCUAUUUCAUACCAACAUGAACUUAUCUGGGGGUUUGCCAAGUUUACUGGCUCUUGACUCCUUUUUAUAAAAUUUUUGUUUUGGGUUUAGAAGUACCUGUGCAGGAUUGUUAGAUCUCUAAGUUGCAUGUCACAGGGGUUUGCCACAUGCAGAUUAUUUGGUUACUCAGGUCAUAUUUUACUCUCUUAACCAUCAAAACAACUGAUCAAAUAGUUCACUUGUCUUUGGCACUGCUGAUAGUUUUCAACUCUAAAGAAUUCCCCCUUCCUCUGGCUUUUAAAUUAGUUCAUCAGUAAACCAACUUCACCAAACAGGUUGAUACAUUAGCAGCUAAAUAUUAGGCAAGGAAGGAGUUAUAUAAAGUGGUAAUGCCAUCUUGUACUUGUGGAGGGGUUUGUAUUUCUGCAAAGUAUUUUCACAGCUCUUGUUUACUCUGCACAACAAACAUAAAGAGUAAAUUGCCUUUCUUCUCAUUUUCUCAGUUAGAAAACUGAGAUCCAGUGGAGUUAAUCAACUUGCCUAUGAUCACAUGCCAGUUUAUGGUGGAGAGAAGACUGAGGUUUAGAGAUUGAUUCAUAAAAUCAAGCUGUUUCUGUGAUAUCAGAAUAUGAGAUACAUCAAUAAACUCCUAACUAGAUGAAAUCUUACAGUCUUGGAAAAAAGUGCAUCUGCUUGCUGACUCUCUGUAAGGCAUUGACCACUAACAUUUUUAGCACAAGUUUCUUUGGGUGGAACAACUUGGUGUGCCUUACACCUUUGAUUUUGGGGCUUAGGCAGGGUUGUGUCUCAUUCCUAAAGUCACUCAUGGUUACUCUUGCCAAGUGGAAGAGUCUCUGGAACCACAUUCCUGGACAGUGGUGCAAGCCUUAAAGCGCUAGGGUUUGGUGAUAAUAAAGACAUAGAAAAGCCAAUGGAUUUAGUUCUAUGUCAUGGCUGUAUAUUGCGCCCAAAUAUCUAACUCACAGAUAUCUACCAUUUGGAAUCAGCAAGAAAAUAGGUAAGAAAAACAAUGGAUUGAUCAUCACCAACACGAUUCUGAUCCCCAGAAACUAACACAAGGACAGAAAAGCAACAUUUACUGAGUAUUAUGUGUAUUUUUUGCCUCAUUUCCAUUUUAUUACGUAAGCAGUGAAAUCUUUGACAAAAAGAUGGGCUCAUUACUUAAAUCCUCUUACUGCAGUUAACCCUAUGUAAACUUAAGACAAUAGUAGUAACUACCUUCCAUGGUUGUUGUGAGGAUUAAGUGAUAUAAUACUUGUAUAUGGCUAGUUCAGUCCCUGACACAGAUUAAGCAUUCAGUGAGUAGUUGGUUGUUUUUAGUAGUUUUAGAUGACUUAAGUGGUCAUAAGCAUUAUUUGCAAUGGACUAUGUGCACUUUUACGCUCCCAACCCUAGAGUUUAGAAUAAUGUGAAAAAAAGUAGUCAAGAAAACAGACUCUGGAGAUGACUGGGUUUGUAUCCUGGCCCCAUCACUUACUAGUUCUCGGGCAAGUUAUUUAACCUCGCUAAGCUCAGGUGCCUCAUCUGUGAAAUGAAGACAACAGUGCUUAACCUCAUAAGGCUAUUGUAAGUAUUAAAAGUAACAGUGCCUGUAAUGUGCUCAGGACAGUCCCAGGAACAUAGUAGGUAGUAAUUGCUAAAUAAUGUUAGGCUGUAUUUUCAUUAAUAUUAGUACACUUAUGUAUAUGCCUUAAGAUAUUACUGUUGAAAGACAGUUGUUCACAAAACAGAGGACAAAUAAGUUAAUACACUAACCUUAAUCUUUGAUCCAGUGUCAGUACUGGCUGGUGGUGAUUUGAUCUCCUUUAAAUAACAAACAUAAUCUGUUAGGUUGGAUUCUUGUGUCAAUCUAAACAAACUGCUGCCUUUUUCUGAAUAUGAAAUGAAGCAUUGAGGAAAAUAAAAUUCAUUAUCUGCUCCAUGCACCAUCAGGAUAUUUAAGGAUAAUAACUUUAAGAUACUAAAAAAUUAACAAUAAUGGAUUAAUUAUGAACCUUUUUUUCUAUAUUAGUGGUAUGUUGAAGCUUUCCAUUAAGGCCUUUUUUUUUUUAAAUCUUACAUGUUUAUUUUGAAUAUUUCUUCUUAUAUUACCUUGUUCAUAGCUUCUCAUAGGGUAUAACCUCUUAACUUCUGAACUCUUGCAGAGAAAGGGGGCUAUUUCUAAUGAGUGAGGUGACUUGCUUCUGCUCCUGAAUAGUUCCUAUUGCAUAAAAGUUGUUCUGCACCAGAGCAUUCUCUCUUUCACCCACUGCUCCUAGCCCUGCACCAUAAAACCUUACCCCAAACACUGAGUAUCCUGUCCACAGGACCCCGCUUUGGCUAUAUGAAGCCAGCCCUCCUAAUCACUACAGCCUCUUCAAAACUCCCUAGAUGCCAUACAGCAGCUGUUUUCAAACUUUAACGUGCAUUAGAACCACCUGACGUGUUUGUUAAAGACAAACUUCCAGGCUCCACCCCGUCAAGCUUAGGAUAGGUCUGUAGGCCUGUGAGUUUGAUUCUUUCAGUUUCCCAGGUAAUCCUACUGUUGCUAAUGAUGAUCACGAGCAACACUUUGAGACCCACGGCUCUACGUCUGUCUUCUCAAGUGAGAAGACAGUUCAUUUCAGGUCGACGGGGCUGAGGCAAGGGAGCUUUUACAGUGUUGAUUGUGUUACCUUGUUAGCCUGGAUUUUGACAGGCCAGGAGCAAACUCUCCCAAAGAGAUGGUAGGGGGUAUGUGGAGAGUGUGUAAAUGCACCUGUAUGUUACCAAAAGUUGAAGCAUCGCUACCUCCUGGAGUCUGGAUCUGAACCCCAUGUUUGUCACAGGAGCCAAGGGAGAACCCAAGACAGAGAAUAGUGGCACAAUAAUGAAGCAUGAAUUAUCCAGAUGAAAACACCUAUGGAAAUAAAGCUGACAUUAUCUCUACGGUAGAAUUCAACCACACGGGAGAAUUACUAGCGACAGGGGACAAGGGGGGUCGGGUUGUAAUAUUUCAACGAGAGCAGGAGAGUAAAAAUCAGGUUCAUCGUAGGGGUGAAUACAAUGUUUACAGCACAUUCCAGAGCCAUGAACCCGAGUUCGAUUACCUGAAGAGUUUAGAAAUAGAAGAAAAAAUCAAUAAAAUAAGAUGGCUCCCCCAGCAGAAUGCAGCUUACUUUCUUCUGUCUACUAAUGAUAAAACUGUGAAGCUGUGGAAAGUCAGCGAGCGUGAUAAGAGGCCAGAAGGCUACAAUCUGAAAGAUGAGGAGGGUCGGCUCCGAGAUCCUGCCACCAUCACAACCCUGAGGGUGCCUGUCCUGAGACCCAUGGACCUGAUGGUGGAAGCCACCCCGCGAAGAGUAUUUGCCAACGCACACACAUAUCACAUCAACUCCAUAUCCGUCAACAGCGACUAUGAAACCUACAUGUCCGCUGAUGACCUGAGGAUUAACCUAUGGAACUUUGAAAUAACCAAUCAAAGUUUUAAUAUCGUGGACAUUAAGCCAGCCAACAUGGAGGAGCUCACGGAGGUGAUCACAGCAGCCGAAUUCCACCCCCAUCAUUGCAACACCUUCGUGUACAGCAGCAGCAAAGGGACAAUCCGGCUGUGUGACAUGCGGGCAUCUGCCCUGUGUGACAGGCACACCAAGUUUUUUGAAGAGCCGGAAGACCCAAGCAACAGAUCAUUUUUCUCUGAAAUUAUCUCUUCAAUUUCGGAUGUGAAGUUCAGCCACAGUGGGAGGUAUAUCAUGACCAGGGACUAUUUGACCGUUAAAGUCUGGGAUCUCAACAUGGAAAACCGCCCCAUCGAGACUUACCAGGUUCAUGACUACCUCCGCAGCAAGCUGUGUUCCCUCUAUGAAAAUGAUUGCAUUUUUGAUAAAUUUGAGUGUGUGUGGAAUGGAUCAGACAGUGUCAUCAUGACGGGCUCCUACAACAACUUCUUUAGGAUGUUCGACAGAAACACCAAGCGUGAUGUGACCCUUGAGGCUUCGAGGGAAAACAGCAAGCCCCGGGCUAUCCUCAAACCCAGAAAAGUGUGUGUGGGGGGCAAGCGGAGAAAAGACGAGAUCAGUGUCGACAGUCUGGACUUUAGCAAAAAGAUCUUGCAUACAGCUUGGCAUCCUUCAGAAAAUAUUAUAGCAGUGGCGGCUACAAAUAACCUAUAUAUAUUCCAGGACAAGGUUAACUAGGUGGACAAGUUAUUACUUAAUAAUCUCACAUACUGAAUACUAGUCAAACAAGUUUUUAAAUGUUUCUUUGGGUCUUCAUUUGAUGCAUUGACUUUAAUUUCCCUAUGCAGGAAAUGAUUGGAAUAGAAUUAAAAGGAGUCCAACAUUCCCAGCUCCCCAGUUCUAAGAAACUUUUGUCAAACCCAAUAGGUUUGGGACACUUCGGUUUAGAAUUGAAAGCUGCCAGCUAACAGUAAUUCUUCCAUAGUUGACUUGAACUUCUGAUGCUUUUAUUGCCCAGUUUUCUCUGGUGGGUCCAGUGUUUUGUUCCUAGGUGUCUGCUGCGAUAAAAUGAGGUUGUCUGUAGUAUUUAAGGAGAAAAGAGAUAAGUUUUUUUUAAUUAAGCAAUUCCAUUUGAUUGAAAAAAAAAACAACAAAAAAUAAACACCGUUUACUCUUAGACAAAUUCUUCUUGUUUUGUGAAAAACCAGAACUAGUCAGUAUCUCCUGCCCCUCCACCAUUUUUUUUUUCUAUUUUCCAUUUUCCUUUGAACAAUUUCAUUUAAGCCAGAGAUUUAUUGCAUGAAGCUGAGAAGAGGAUGCAGAAUGACGAGGAAAGGGCACAUCAACCCUGCUAUGCUCUUUUUUUGUAAACUCCAUAGAAACAGCCUGAGAAUUUGGCUAGGAAACUUGAAUGCUUCAGGGGACAGAAAGAGAGCACUUUCGACACAGUGCUUCCCAGAGUGAGCUUGGCAGGGCCAGGCGAGGCCAAAUUCCAUCUGCUGCCUUGUUACUCUUGCUUUUUGUGCUCUUAAAUGGCUCCAUAUAAUCCUCUACUUACAUGUUCCUUGGCUUUUUUCUCUUCAACCUUUUCCAGCUUAUUUAUUCCAUUGACUUCUAAAGGCCGAGUCCUCGUUGCUUAUUAUCUGGUAUUCUAAAUGAAGCAGUUGGAAGCAGUGCCACCACCCCUGAGUCCCUGAGAAAGGCUGGUCUGUUCUUUUUGGGUGUUUCUCCUAAGCGGCUCCCUCCCCUCCUCCUGGUUUUGGUAACCAAAAGUAACAAUCCAUCAACCUCCAUUGUACCUAGAACAAAAAUAGCCAGUAAAAAUGCUGAUUUGUAAAGUCCAGUCAGGCACUUCUAACUCACCCCAAGCUCGCCAUCUGGAAAAACAGACCAGAAGGCUGUCUUCUAUAGAAAUGAACUGUGGAGAAAUCAAGCAGCUGUGACAUGAAGUGAAUGAAGUCCACUUGAAGAUGUGGAAGAUGGUUCAUCCUUUUCCCCAGUUGAGGAUCCAGAUUUAUAACUUCUAGAAAGCCAUUUCCAGAAGGUUCUAUGUGGCAUACCCCUGAGAAAGGCACUAAAUACAUGCAAAGGAUUUAUAAACUUAGAGAGGAGAGUAGAUGGGUGGAGUCCAGAAAGCUGGGUCUGGGUUAGUAUCUCUACAUCUGCCUUGAUGACUCAUUUCUCCUAACUUCCAUUUAGUGCAGGGUAAAUGGUUUGAGAUGAGAGUUUUUCAUUGAAAGGGAAAUUUUCUUUCAGUUUACAGAUGUAUUACAAGUCCUGACUUUCAAGUGUAAUUUGCUUUGGAGGAGGAAAAAAAAGUGAAAGAAUCAUAUUGUCUCAAUUCUAAGCUACUAUCCAUUUACUAAUAGCUUUUUGGCAAGGAAAUAACUGUCACCUUAGGUAAAAACAGUUUUGUAAGAUGCAGCCCAAUUUCAGGAACAUUAAAAUGUGAAAAAGUACAUCUCAGAAUUGAGGGAGCAUGGGAAAAAAGACGAGACUUUCUCAGUAUUGCUCGUUUUUCCUGCAAGGAAAGCCUCUCCUUAGGCAUCUCAAGUAAAGUGCCUAAGGUGGAAACUCUCUGGGCAAGAUUUCUGGCCUGACUGGGACAGUGUUCUUGGAAGAGACAUGAGAGAGUCAGAAACUUCUGCCAGUCAUAGAGAAUGACGAUACUGCAGAAGGCCACUGGGUUAUUUGCCUUUUACCACCAAUUUUUUUAUGGCCUUUUCUCCACUUCUCCAGACUCAGCUCCUCUGUCUGUACUGGGUCGGGAGUUGGGACCAAUCAUUGUAUCUCAAACUUAAGAAUCAACCCACAUUUGUACUAUUAUUCAUGUAACUUUUUUUUAAGUCACCUUUUCCUAAAAGCAAGACUUAGCCUCUUCCAAAGAAAUAAUAUGCAUGAAAUUUCAA
Molecule: messenger RNA, 7686 nt
Organism: Chlorocebus sabaeus (green monkey)
Lineage: Eukaryota; Metazoa; Chordata; Mammalia; Primates; Cercopithecidae
Gene: PPP2R2B
Product: protein phosphatase 2 regulatory subunit Bbeta
Cellular component (GO): protein phosphatase type 2A complex
Molecular function (GO): protein phosphatase regulator activity; protein binding
Source: RefSeq, a predicted model, not a curated record